Phanerochaete carnosa HHB-10118-sp is the source of this 1098-nucleotide messenger RNA. RefSeq lists its product as uncharacterized. Gene Ontology annotation, cellular component: proteasome complex; proteasome regulatory particle. The record is from RefSeq and is a predicted model, not a curated record. The transcript is spliced from 5 exons. Lineage: Eukaryota; Fungi; Basidiomycota; Agaricomycetes; Polyporales; Phanerochaetaceae. Gene Ontology annotation, molecular function: protein binding; metallopeptidase activity. Bases 36 to 1043 code for a protein of 335 amino acids. Gene Ontology annotation, biological process: proteasome-mediated ubiquitin-dependent protein catabolic process.
CCACGUCCAUCUCUCUACUUUUUACGCUUUAGACGAUGGUAGCAACGACAACGGAACAGCUCACUGCACUCAGCAGUACAACAGUCGUUGUGCACCCGCUGGUGCUCCUAUCAGUCGCCGACCACCAUGCUCGGUCGGUGCCCAAGGGCUCCUCGAAGCGAGUGAUCGGCGUGCUACUUGGGCAGGACAACGGCAAGACUAUCAACGUCGCGAACUCGUUCGGCAUACCCUUCGAGGAGGACGAGAAGGACCCGAAGACUUGGUUCCUCGACCACAACUACAUCGAGGGCAUGUGGGAGAUGUUCAAAAAGGUCAACGCGCGAGAGAAGAUGAUCGGGUGGUACCACACGGGCCCUAAGCUGCGAGCCUCGGACCAAGAGAUCAACGACCUGCUGAAACGGUAUAUUGCGCGGCCCGUCAUGGUUAUCGUCGACGUACGACCGCACACGGUCGGCAUCCCGACGGACGCAUACUUUGCCGUGGAGGAGAUCAAGGAUGACGGCACGGAAACACGCAAGACCUUCCUGCACGUGCCCUCCGCGAUCGAGGCCGAAGAGGCAGAGGAGAUCGGCGUCGAGCACCUGCUGCGCGACAUCAAGGACUCGACGACGACGACGCUCUCGACGCGCGUGUCCGAACAGCUCGCCUCGCUGCGCGGCCUGCAGUCGCGCAUCGCCGACGUCCAGAAGUACCUCGCCGACGUCGCGGCGGACAAGAUGCCGGUGAACCACCAGAUCCUGUACCACCUCCAGGACGCGCUGAACCUGCUCCCGAACCUGAACGACUCCGAGACGACGGCGAGCUUCGCGUCGACGACGAACGACGAGCUGCUGGUCGUGUACCUCAGCAGCCUCAUGCGCGCCGUCAUCGCGCUGCACGCGCUCGUCGACAACAAGGCGUCGCUGGGCAAGGUCGAGCUCGAGGAAGGCAAGGGCAAAGACACCAAGGAGAAGGAGAAAAAUGGGAAGGAGAAAAAGAAGGAAGAGGAGAAGAAGACAGAUAAGGCGGUGUCGAAAUCGGCAGACCCCGACCAGCCCAUAUAGAUCCUCUUGCAUUGUGUAUAAUAUAUGUACCAUGGCACCUAGGCCUCUAAAACCU